AUGUCGACCCAGACCUCCGGAUUUCGGCCUGUGGGCUUCUCAUUCACCCAGCCCCAACAAUCAUUCCGGCUCAUAGAACUUCCGCCUGACUUGGUGGAUCUAAUAGAAACGAAAUCCAACGACAGAAGACCUGUACGAUUACAAUUCAAAUCAUCAAUAUCUCAGAACUCAGGCACACCAAAUAGCCAUGACCCUUCAAAUACCCUAACCGAAGGCCAUCUUCAUCUCUGCAGUGAUGAUAAGGUAUGGGCGGUCAAACAGGUCAGCACCAGCAAUAGCGUCCAUGUCACCCAGACAUGUCCAUCAAUCAUCAGAAAGGGGACGUCUAGCAACGGUGACGUCCACAUGGACAUCGAUAUGGAUAUUGAUACAUAUUCUGACCCCAACCAAAAUCGAGAAAUCACCGCAAUUGCUCAAGUCAAGAAUGUUCUGGAACUCAUCCCCGUUGAGCCGGAUUUGGCCGCCAUCGAACUCCAAAUCAGAUCCCUAAUCCCAUACAGCACCGAUCCCACAGCAGACGACACCUAUACCAUCUCUAGACCAAGGCCCAGUUCUUCAAACCCCGUGACACUGAACCAAAUUCUCCAAGAUAUCGCAGCACCACGAAGAUCCAUCCUCAGUAUUGCCACAAAACUAUUCCUCUGCCUAUCCGACACCAACAAAUCCAUCAACUCAAAAUCCGUCACUAUCCCAACUCCCACACGCCUCCUAUCUGCCUGGCAAGACUUCAUCCAGGUCUGCAACAUUCGAGGGAUCCACAUCGACUCGGACAAAGCUACCGACCAUAGUAUCAAGUCUGAAAAAUUCGGAUCGAUUUUCGCUGAAAUGGACAGCGACGCCGAAGCAGACUCGAUAUCAAAUUCGCCCACCACCACCCAUAUCGAUAUCCUCCGGGCAAUCCUACGACGCUUCAGAGCUCUCCCACCCCCCGAGUCCACCGCCACCCAAGCCCCCGACCCCGAAGACCUAGUCGACAAAGCAUGGGAGACUAUCCCCGUCCAGGGCGACUGGAAUGCCGAAGAUCUGACUUUGACUAUCGGACAAUGGAUUCUUCAAGCCGCACAGACACAACCAAACGAUACAACCAGUGCUGUAGGUCUACCCGCCCAGUCCUUCAUCGAGAAAUGGUCACAUCUUGUUUCAGAGACAUGGACCUCAUACUGUCAAAUCCCCGUUCUGGUGACACGUGCAAAACAAAACGGUGUUGAAAUCGAAAUCUCAAAGAUAUCCCAAACCAAAGAUGGAGCUGAAUCAAUAGAAGAAGUAAUCAGGAUUACCCAACAGCAGAACCAGCUCCAUCAUACUGGUGCAGGUUUAUUUGGUGUUGGCAACAAAUCCACUUCCCACGGGAAAAGUGUAUUAGCAUCAGGUGCAUUGACGGCGUCAGCAGCCAAGGCUGCUACGGGUUCUGCAGAGACGGAUUCCAAGAAACGGAAAUGGCAUGAUAAGUUCGCGGCGAUGAGGAAUAAUAAAAAGUAAAAAAGCAAUGGACAAGUGGAUUAUG
Molecule: messenger RNA, 1504 nt
Organism: Exophiala mesophila
Lineage: Eukaryota; Fungi; Ascomycota; Eurotiomycetes; Chaetothyriales; Herpotrichiellaceae
Exons: 2
Coding region: 1-1479 (492 amino acids)
Biological process (GO): mitotic sister chromatid cohesion
Cellular component (GO): Ctf18 RFC-like complex
Source: RefSeq, a predicted model, not a curated record